AUGAAAUGGUUAAAACGACAGCGUUUACGUCCUGAUUGUGAAAUGGUGGGGAAUCUGUGAUCGGAUGAGCAGCUGGCUGCGUGACUGCAUCUGCCUCAGGAGCUGAACCGUAUUUCAGUCUUCAGAGACUAACCUGAUGAUUCGUUGGAGGAGAAUGCGCAACCCGAGUUUCUCUGUACACGGACUACUCAGAAAUAUACAGGGACCUUGUCACUGGCCCAUGCUUACUCGCAUAUCUAACAAUGGGUCUGUCCCUUCCUGUUCUUUUACCACAGGUUUGAGACUCAAGAGUUCUUAUCGGGACACUGACUUAUAUUCAUUAAACAAAAAGAUAUCCCAUUUGAUCAGGACUGGUCGGAUUUUUGAAGCGAGAGCCCUGUUUGACAGUACGAAGAACCGAAAUACUGUUACAUGGAAUUCAAUGAUAAGUGGGUAUGUACAACGAAGAGAGAUGGCUAAGGCACGUAAGCUGUUCAAUGAAUUGCCUGAAAGAGAUGUUGUGUCCUGGAAUUUGAUGAUUUCAGGUUAUAUUUCAUGUCGUGGAAGUGGGUAUAUUGAGGAGGGGAGGAAAUUGUUUGAUAACAUGCCAGAGAGAAAUUGCGUUUCGUGGAACACGAUGAUCAGUGGGUAUGCAAAGAAUGGCAAGAUGGAUGAAGCGUUAAGGAUUUUUACCAGUAUGCCCAAGCGUAAUGUCGUUUCUUGGAAUGCUAUGAUUACUGGGUUUUUACGUAAUGGUAAUGUGGUGCGUGCUAUUGAGUUUUUUGAGAGAAUGCCAGAACGGGAUGCAGCUUCCCUCAGUGCACUCAUAUCAGGUCUUAUUCGGAAUGGUGAGUUGGAUAAAGCUGCAAGAGUUCUUUUUAAGUUUGGUAAUAAGGAUGAAGCCAAAGAAGAUUUAGUGCGUGCAUAUAAUACUUUGAUUGCAGGAUAUGGUCAGGGAGGAAGGGUUGAAGAAGCGCGACACCUUUUUGAUCAUAUUCCAUUUUAUCAUGAUCAAAGUAAAGAGGGUAAUGCGACAUUCAAGAGAAAUUUGGUAUCAUGGAAUUCUAUGAUUAUGUGCUAUGUGAAAGUGGGAGAUAUUGCUUCUGCCAGGGAACUUUUUGACCUAAUGGCAGAAAGGGAUACUUUUUCCUGGAAUACAAUGAUCUAUGGCUAUGUCCAUUUGUCAAAUAUGGAAGAGGCUUCAAAUCUCUUUGGUAAAAUGCCAAAUCCUGAUACCCUUUCAUGGAAUACAAUGAUAUCGGGGUUCAUGGAAAUUGGCAAUUUAACCCUUGCUAAUGACUUCUUCGAAAGGAUGCCCCAGAGGAACCUGGUAUCCUGGAACUCCAUGAUUGCAGGAUAUGAGAAAAAUGAGGACUACAACGAAGCAGUUAAACUCUUCACUCAGAUGCUACUUGAAGGGGAGAAACCUGAUAGACACACUUUAUCUUCAGUUCUCAGCGUGUGUACUGGGCUAGUGGAUCUUCACCUAGGUAUGCAGAUCCAUCAGCUGGUCACAAAGACAGUUAUUCCAGAUGUGCCAAUAGAUAACUCUCUCAUUACCAUGUAUUCAAGAUGUGGGGCUAUAAGCCAGGCAUGGACCAUUUUUGGCGAGAUGAAACUGCAAAAAAAUGUAAUCUCUUGGAAUGCAAUGAUCGGUGGUUACGCAUCUCAUGGUUUUUCCAAAGAGGCUCUUGAGCUUUUUGAAGUGAUGAGGAGGCUUAAAGUGCGGCCUACAUAUAUUACCUUUAUCUCAGUUUUGCAUGCAUGUGCUCAUGCAGGAUUAGUUGAAGAAGGCUGGAAACAAUUCAAAUCCAUGACGUAUGAAUUUGAUAUUGAACCACGGGUUGAACAUUUCGCUGCGCUUGUGGAUAUUGUGGGUCGGCAUGGGCAGCUUGAGGAGGCCAUGGAUUUGAUCAAUAGUAUGCCAUGUGAACCAGAUACGGCUGUAUGGGGUGCAUUAUUAGGUGCUUGUAGGGUGCAUCACAAUGUAGAGUUGGCCCGAGUUGCUGCCGAAGCAUUGAUGAGACUUGAACCCAAAAGUUCAGCCCCAUAUGUGUUGCUAUAUAAUAUGUAUGCUGAUGUUGGACAGUGGGAUGAUGCAGCAGAAAUUAGAAUGUUGAUGGAAAAAAAUAAUAUCAUAAAGCAACGAGGGUAUAGUUGGGUAGAUUCUUCGAAUUGAUGAUAAUCUAUGUGAUCAAAUGACCUGAUUAAUUGGAUUCAGUGGGGUAUUUUCCUUACAAUGUAUUUUGGUUCCCUCUUAUCAAAAGAAUACAAAAUCAGUCUACAGGAUUCAGUAAAAUGGUUGUUUGUAUAACCUGGACUUGCAAGAGAGAAAAUUUAAAUGAAAAGGUAGAGCAAGAUCAACUUGAGCGUAUCAUCUGAUGUUGGUCAGAUUCAAACGUCUGUUCUGGCUGUUUUGUUUUGAUGAGUAUUCACAUAUGAGCCGGAGCAGAGCACUUGUAGCAGUUUUGGAUGGGGCAGACCCUAUGAAUAUGGAGUAUACAUGUUGCAGCUGCAGAUCUUUUAUAGCUUGCAGGCUUGCAAAUUCAUCGCUUUGUUCACUCAUAAGCAUCACCAAUGUGUCACAUCUAUUGGAUCCCCAAAAAGGAAAGGUAUGUUAUUAUUGUAAUCUCUGGUUAGCCCUAGUCUUUAUGCUUUAACUGCCAGACAAACGAGAUAAUAACUACUCAUGAAAUGAAGCUUCACGUGAGGUACAAGAUAGAAGUAUGGAUUUGAUAUACAAAAUCCUUCUCUUGCUAGUCUAUGCAUUUGCGAUGCAGAAUCUGCAGAUCCUUUAGGGGAAUUUUGCUACAGAGACACUAAUAUUAGGAGAAAUAUCCAAACAUCAGCAAAUAUAGAUUGGUUGUUAGCUGAAUUGAUUUCUGAAACAGCCUCUGAUGGUUUUAUUGCCCCUUCCUUUGGUAAGGGGAAAGACAAAGUUUUUGGCCUCGCUCAAUGCAGAGGGGAUGUGAGCCACACAGACUGCUCGAGUUGGAUCCAUGAUGCAGCAAACCAGAUAUGGAAAAGCUGUCCAAAGUGUCGCAAGAAUGAGAGCUUAAUUGGGGAAGUUGAUACAUCUUGGGGGUUUUCUACUACAAUAUAGAUGCCGUAACAGAUCCUGAAAACUUCCACAGAGAACUAGGAGCUCUGAUAGAUGAAAUUAGAGCAUGAGCUGUUGAGCCUAGGAAUGAAGGGUUUGAGAGAGGUUUCACCAAGUUGUCUCCGUUUGUGACACUUUAUGCAUUGGCACAGUGCACAGGCCACCGUCUCGGAUAUAUUGUGCUCAGUGUUUGGCCAUCACUGCUGGCAGCUUUGAAGAACAUUGCAAUAACCAGAAGGGGUGCCGAGUUAUGUAUAGAGGUCGUUACGUCCCAUACAAGCUCUAUCAUUUGUUCUUUCCCCUUGUUUCAAACAAUACCGGGGCUGAUACUCUGAUGGCUAUAAGUUUAUCCAUAGAUAUUUUAAGCCUAUCUAUCUAGGUGAUCCUGCGCGACCCUUGUCUUUUAAAUUGUUCAAUAUGUUUUUUAUUUUUGGUGUGAUAAAAUUUUGCUGUCUUGAUUUCCCGU
Molecule: messenger RNA, 3545 nt
Organism: Carya illinoinensis
Lineage: Eukaryota; Viridiplantae; Streptophyta; Magnoliopsida; Fagales; Juglandaceae
Product: pentatricopeptide repeat-containing protein At1g62260, mitochondrial
Exons: 1
Coding region: 137-2158 (673 amino acids)
Biological process (GO): RNA modification
Molecular function (GO): RNA binding; protein binding
Source: RefSeq, a predicted model, not a curated record